UGGCCUAUUGUAUCACUUGUCUUUGAUCAAUACUUAAAAUAAUAUUUUAGAGUUUUAUAUACCUGUAAGGAUAUUGUGGUGUUACAACCAAAUCGCCCCGUCAACUAUGCUAUCGUCUGUGGUGUUUGUAGUUUUCACUUUUCAAAAAUACAAAGCGUAUUAUGUGCAUACAACUCCUUUCUGUAGUUGAUGGGUCGCAUUUCCUUAAAUACGCUAGACAAUUAUUUUUAAACAAAGUCAAUACUUUGUUUCCCCUCAUGCGUUUAUUUAAUCUCAAAUUAACAGAGGACGCCUCAGUGACUUCGUGCGAACAAAACACUUAUCGCCUGGCUGUAAUUGCGCAAUUGUGCGUUGUUUAAUUCGGUUCUGAUAACUUGUGCGUACUGUAAAUAACAGGUGACCUAAAAUGUACUCUGCAAACUUCCAGAGGAGAUGAUGAUGAAGUAAACCGCGUACUUGUAUUACAGCACGCGGAACUACCAGUGAGUGUGUUGUCUCUACACGGACUGUUUAUGGUUGCGGUCAAAAUAAUGAGCGUUUACUUGGUUUUCGUCAUUGUUUUCUUGUAUCUAGUUUGGAUAAAAUGCAUUUAUUAUCAACAUCGGCGAACUUUGGCGAAGUCGUUGAAACGUAUAAUGGACGUUGUGUCAGGCAGAGAAACAGACGGCGCUGACGUCAGAGCCCUGAUUGUCACUGCACACCCGGAUGAUGAAUGCAUGUUCUUCGCGCCAACGAUUAUACGACUUGUUGAGUUAAAUGCCAGCGUGCAUCUGCUGUGUUUGUCUGAAGGCAACUACUACAGUCAAGGAGCUCAGCGUAAGCAAGAACUUCUCAACAGCUGUGCCGUGUUGGGGAUACCAGCAUCCAGAAUCACCAUAGUUGACCACAAGAAACUUCCAGACGAUCCUAAAGCGGAAUGGAGCGUCUCUUUGAUCUCCUCGGUGAUUGUGAAGCAUGUAAGAGGCCACUCCUUCAACGUGGUGCUGACCUUCGAUGGAAGAGGAGUGAGUGGCCAUGCCAAUCACACUGCCAUCCAUAAAGCUGUCAGCCAUCUUGCUUCCACUGGACAAGUGCCUCAUGACUGCUGUUUGCUUUCCCUGGUGACUGUUGGCCUCUUCAGGAAGUAUGUGUCCUUAUUGGAUCUUCCCCUCAGCUGGUUGCUGACCUCCAGUCUCUGCUGCGCUGUCACCUCACAGGGCUACAGACAAGCCAAAGCAGCAAUGCUUUGCCAUCGCUCCCAGCUCCUGUGGUUUCGAUAUCUGUACAUCACCUUCUCACGGUACAUGUUCAUAAACACAUUCCGGAUGAUUCCACAAGGACCAAAGAACCUGAAGAUCUAUUAAAAGAUUGUUUUACUUCCAAGGAUCUGAUUGUGACACUGUUGCACAUCCCGCUGCCCGACUACCCAUGUUGGGGGUGAGUCCAUUACUUGUUUACAGAUCUGAUGAGCUGUUUUGCUCACAGUGAAUACAGAUGUGUUUCACAGUUUGUUUCAGGGGGUGUCAAUCUCAAGUGACAUGGGGGCCAAUGAGCUUCUAGUCUGGUCAAUAAAGUGGGGGGAAAAAAACAACUGAUCAGUAGUGGGGUGAGCCAUAUGAGUUUAAAAUUAUGACAAUAUCGCAAUAAAGAUAUAUAGCAAAAGUGCUUGUUUUGAUAUGGAAUGACGCAUACUUACAAAUCACAAUAAUAACAUUUACGAUUAUGAAAUCGAGUAAUAUCAAAAACGGAGACAUAAAUCUAAAACUAAGUAAAUAAUAAUGUGGACAAACUGUAAUUAAAGCACCAAACAAGCAAAUAUAUGUUAUUUAAUGUUUAAUGUAAUACAUUUAAUAAUGUGAUCAUUUCAGCCAACUCACUGGUGGUUUCCAUAAAUAAAGCUGACCUUUAUUAGUAGCAACAGUAUAAACAACCUCUGAAGAGAGAUUGACAAAGAAAUGUCUUUCUAUGUUUUUUUUUAGUCAUUACACUGUGUAAAUAAAAAAAAACAUUUUUGUGGGUAAAGUACUUUACAGGAAUUCUGGUGUAGCACUGAUUAAAACUGUUUGAUUGUUGUAUCA
Messenger RNA from Solea solea (common sole), 2057 nucleotides. RefSeq names its product phosphatidylinositol glycan anchor biosynthesis, class L (gene pigl). Gene Ontology annotation, biological process: GPI anchor biosynthetic process. Bases 513 to 1343 code for a protein of 276 amino acids. Lineage: Eukaryota; Metazoa; Chordata; Actinopteri; Pleuronectiformes; Soleidae. The transcript is spliced from 7 exons. The record is from RefSeq and is a predicted model, not a curated record. Gene Ontology annotation, cellular component: endoplasmic reticulum. Gene Ontology annotation, molecular function: N-acetylglucosaminylphosphatidylinositol deacetylase activity.